Penicillium cinerascens is the source of this 537-nucleotide messenger RNA. RefSeq lists its product as uncharacterized. The transcript is spliced from 3 exons. Bases 1 to 537 code for a protein of 178 amino acids. Lineage: Eukaryota; Fungi; Ascomycota; Eurotiomycetes; Eurotiales; Aspergillaceae. The record is from RefSeq and is a predicted model, not a curated record.
AUGGCGGUUGUGCGCCGAGAAACCCGGCCUCGCUACCACUGGCCAGAGGCCCAGCUCAACGUCUGGCUCAUCGUCGUGCUUGCGGGCUCGGCAACAUGUCUUGGGAUAUUCGCUUGGUUUAUGAUGGUGCAAACACAAAUGAACCUGGGGAUACCUUGGCUCUUCCCCUACAUGGUCGUGGUCAGUGCCCUGGGCGUUUCCUUCAUUUUCCUCGUCCUCGGUCUUAUCGCCAGCCAUUUCCUGCUCCCGGGCAUCCUCAUCCUCGGCAGUUUCAUACUCUUCGUCCUGUGGUUAACAGGCCUCAUUGAAACCUCGGUGCAGCUGUACGGCGCCUCGGGCAACGUCAAUGACAACUGCCAGAUUUACGUGGUCGAUAAUGUUUCCAAGGGGAACGACAUCAAUACAAUGGCGUGGAUCAUGCAAAGCACACUCUGUAACUGCUGGAAAACUGCGUUUGCCUUUGAGCUUGUCAACACCGUCUUCUAUCUAUGGAUGAUAGUCAUGUCGUGGCAGGUGCAUCGGGAUUACUACCAUUAA